AGCUGCUUCUACGCUCCAGCGACCUGAAAAGCCGAUUUGAGUCUGCCAGUGCACCCUUCUUGUCGCCAUGUGUGUGGCAGGGGGGAGCGUCAAGCAUCGCACCAUCAGUCAGGGCACACAAUGACUCAUCGCAGGUGGGCAGAUCUGGCACAGUAAUGACGGUGAAGGGGAGAUCAAAGCAUCCGUUGCGUUAUCUCUCUCAUUCAGAUGUUGGCUUGAGGGCACGACAGAGGAGAGGAUAGGAGGCAGUGAGAUUCGGUACACGUCAGCGCAGAAGAGGUGCGGGACGCCAACCCUUACGCACUCGUCUUCGGACAGCACAGAGAGAGCACAGAGAGAGCACCAAUCCGUGGUGAGGUUCGGGACCUGCACCGGGAGGCUCAGCGGGCGUGGGAGCGUCGUGAAGCGGCGGAUUCAGAGGAAAUGAAGACUUGUUCCGGCAGGUGCUGAAGAGGUUGAUUCAGCGGAAUGACAUCGACGUCAUGAGCGUCUCCAUGCCCAUGGGCGGCGGCUGCCACUUCCUCCCCGUCGCCAUGGACGUGCUGACUGACCACGCCCACUCAUCCAGGACGUGCUGACUGACCACGCCCACUCAUCCAGCAGAAUCCGUCCCCCACUGCACAGCCAUCCCCCCCCCUUCACCCUAAGCCGAGGCGAUAGAUACGUACUGGUGGGUUUAUACCCUGUGGCAAACAUUCGUACUCGAGGAACGCUUCUGGUCAAGUCGCUCCCUUUCUGCGGGUACACAUUGAGCAAUCUCCCGUCUCACCCCCUGGAGUGUGCCUCUCUGUGCGUCGUCAGGUGCUUCUGCUGGUGGUGGUGGUGCUUGCUUGACGCGUGAGUAAGAAGAGAAUCGUCCUGUCUAUCCCUUUCCUCAAUACAUUUGCCCUUCCUUUCCAUUCUCAGGUGACAGAAGCUCCUCUUGUGCUGUGGGGUGGUCGCGAGUGACAUACACACACACCCCUCACAUAGAUCUGGCUCACUGACUAUCAAUUACAUCAGCACGGCUGCACGAGGACACACAUGGAUGGAUGGAUGGAUGGAUGGAUGCUCAUGAACACCCCGUUUUGCUGGUGGCGUAGAUUUUCCUUGCGCCUGUCGUGCGGUCACACGGUCACGGACGCUGCAUUGCAAUGGAGCACCUGAUUCGGAACGGUCAAAAGGUCAAACCGAAGCAAUGGCCGUGCAUAGGGACUCUCUCGGGGCCGGCUGUCGUCAUGUCUUUAGCCGAUCUCUGUGUGCUCAAGACACAUCGCAUGCCGCUCACUCUGUCGACAGACCAGCAGCUGAUAUAUGACGGAAUGGCUGGCUUGGCUGAUGCGUGCUGAAGAGUUCCAUGACUCUGACGCAUGAGUCAUUCGGGUUAUGGCUUCGUCUUUUUGUUCGUGCGUCUCUCUGCUCUGUGUAACAAUCCCUCCCUUCCUCCCUCCCUCCCUCCCUCCCUCCCUCGCCCUCUCCCUCUCCCUCUCUGUCUGUCUGUGUGUCUGUCUGGGUAGAUAUCCGCCCGUCCUCAUGGCUGGCUGCCUGUGGGUGUGGCUGGGUCAUCUUGUGUGCUGGCCCUUUUUGAUGUGAUGCUUUUCGGCCGGUGUGUGAGUGUGUCUGGUGGAGUGCGUCUGUGUGUGUGUGUGUGUGUGUGUGUGCCGUGACGGACCGGUGCAUUCGUCUGUCAGACUCAUUCAACGGGAAGUCACUCACUCACCACUCAUGCAGGCCAGGCGGCCACUCACAAUGACACAAUGUGAAGCGUCUGUG
Molecule: messenger RNA, 1752 nt
Organism: Vitrella brassicaformis
Lineage: Eukaryota; Vitrellaceae
Source: the annotation of a GenBank genome assembly